This is a messenger RNA of Dichotomopilus funicola, 1425 nucleotides long. Its product is annotated as 5'-AMP-activated protein kinase beta subunit, interation domain-containing protein. Gene Ontology annotation, biological process: signal transduction. Lineage: Eukaryota; Fungi; Ascomycota; Sordariomycetes; Sordariales; Chaetomiaceae. Gene Ontology annotation, cellular component: nucleus; cytoplasm; nucleotide-activated protein kinase complex. The record is from RefSeq and is a predicted model, not a curated record. Gene Ontology annotation, molecular function: protein kinase binding. The transcript has 2 exons. Bases 1 to 1425 code for a protein of 474 amino acids.
AUGGGCAAUAACCCCUCCACAUCCAAAUCCGCGAACCAGCCAUCGUCAUCGCAAGCCAAUUCGCAACAUGACCGAUCGGUGAAGCGCGAAGUCAGAAACCCCAUUCCCGUGCAAAGCCUCGGGGUUGCUGCCCCGCCAGAACCGUCGCUCACGCAGGCCCAGGGCAUUGCUGUCCAACCGCCGUCGAGCAGCAACAGCAGCGUCGCCAGCCGGACAAAGCCUCUGCAGCACCGACCCCUCGCCUCCAGCGUUUUUGCACCGGACUCCUCGACUGCGUCCCCGACCACCACCGCCACCAGCAGCGUAACGAGCUCCGCGAAACCCGUCGACGUCAAGCCGGCCAACCCCAUCCCAUGCGAUGAACCUGCGAAACCCGUAGCUGUACCGAACCCACUCAACUCUCCCUCCUCACCCCGAUCACCGAGAUCACCGCACUUCGACGACAGCGAUGAAGUUGCCGUGAAUGCUCUCAGCAGUAUGCAAGAAGUCUCAUACCUGACGCGCCCCCCGCGCCUCCCGCUCCCAAUUGAGGAGGAAGUCCACACGCCGGGGUCUCCGAUCAUUUCCCCGGCGGAUGUCACCGAGCCGAUUGCAGCGGAUAUCGAGGGGCUCGAUACGGCGACACUCGCACAUCCUCCCUCCAACCUGAGCGACAACUCAAUUCCGGAAGAAGAAGACGCGGAAGAGUUGCUGGUUGAUAAAACCCGACCCACUGUGCCCACCAGGUUGGAAUGGCGGCACGGCGGUGACAAGGUCUAUGUUACCGGCACCAUCUUCCAGUGGAACCGCAAGACUCGACUGCAGCCAGUUGAAGGGCAGCCGGGUGUCUUUGCGACUACGAUUCAUAUUCUCCCCGGAACACACCAUAUCCGUUUCCUCGUCGACGGCCAGAUGCAGACGACACCAGAUUACCCCACAACCGUUGACUUCGGUAACAACUUGGUCAACUACAUCGAGGUCAGCCCAGACGAUCUGCAACCCACGGCAUCCGAAACGGACGGCGCGUCUGAGCCAAAGCCUACACAAGCACAGGCUCAAACCGAAACAGCCCCAACAGCAGAGGAGGACGGUGAAAACCCGGCACCGAGGGAUCGGGAUAUCCCCCCAGCAGACCUAUUCAAGCCUAAUAUUCCUAAAUACCUCGCUGAUUUGGAUCAAGCCGAGGAAUCAUCACAAUACCAGCAUGCGGUCUUGGCCACCGAGAAGCUACCGAAUCCACCCGGUCUCCCCGGUUUCCUGAGCAAGCCCAUAUUAAAUGCGGCAACGCCGAGGAAGGACGACAAUAGUGUCUUGACUCAACCAAAUCACACCGUGCUUAAUCACCUCGCCACGAGUAAUAUCAAGAACAAGGUGCUAGCUGUCUCGGCAACCACCAGAUAUAAGAGCAAGGCAAGUCUGCGAGUGCGCCUAGGCUGCUGGGGCUGA